This is a messenger RNA of Anopheles bellator, 1775 nucleotides long. Its product is annotated as fibroblast growth factor receptor-like 1. The transcript has 5 exons. The record is from RefSeq and is a predicted model, not a curated record. Bases 548 to 1660 code for a protein of 370 amino acids. Gene Ontology annotation, molecular function: fibroblast growth factor receptor activity; fibroblast growth factor binding. Gene Ontology annotation, cellular component: plasma membrane. NCBI's taxonomy places the organism in Eukaryota, Metazoa, Arthropoda, Insecta, Diptera, Culicidae.
CGGACGGUGGUUGUUGCCCUCGAGCUCGAGCGGUGCAGCCAGUUUCGAGCGUGCGUGCCAUUUUUUUGCGCUUUGUGCCGGAUUGUGCAUGGUUUUUAUUAUUAAAUCAUACCCUUCCAUUGGGUGACGUAGUGUAGCUGACACGAAGGAUCAACGCGAGACAGCCACGGUGUAACGCGAUUUAGUGAAAAUCGGUCCCGAGAGGCGAGUGAAAAUAUUCUCCAGAGGCCCUUGACAGCCUUGAGCCGUCCCGGAGUGACAUCUGCCGGUGACAUCAUCAAAUAUUCACAUCAUUGGCCAAGGAAACCUGAUCCUGGCUGUGUCCGUAGUGCCAUCGUGCUCGGAUGCAUGGUUUAGCGAGCCACAGCAACGUUCAAACGACGGACAAGGACGGAUUAUUCGGAGCCAUUCUGCCAACGGCCACAGACCACCACCGAAAACGGUCACUCUGCCCACACGCCCUGACCAUCGUCCUGCGGUGGAUUACCCGGAUCGAUGGUUGAAAGAUGUAUGAACUGCAAACGCCAUUUCCACGUCAAGCGAGACCAUGAAUCGAGCGUGCGGCUUUCGACCACCGUUCACCGGCAGUGCGGUUGCGGUCGUAGCACUGCUACUGCUCCCUCUGGUGCUGCUGAACGUCAGCGCGUCACGGCCAUCAUCGUCCGACAACGAAAUCCCCAAGCUACAGCAGUGUCCUGCCGGCAGCGAAACUCGCCUCAAGUGUGGCAUCAAGGAGCACCACGCGGAACACAUGAACGCGUCCGAUGUGCGGUGGUUCUUUAAGCCGUGCGGAGGAGGACUUCAGCGAACGGCCUGUGACCGCACGGCGAUGCUGGACGAUCUCCACUGGCGUCCAUUUGAUUGCGACAAUAAACCGUGCCGCGUGACGCUCGCCCUCCAAAACGUGUCCGAGGCGCACGCCGGACUCUACCGUUGCACUAUCUAUCCGUACCGCACGGACAAUCACACGCAGCUGGACAUCCAGCUCGUGCGUACCUUCGAAUUGGUCGUCAUAAAGUCGCUGCUCGAUGAGUCGAUACCGGCGCCGGAACUGUUGGGCAACCUGCCCGCCAAUACGACGGCCAUCGUCGACACACCGAUCGUGCUGCAGUGCCGAGUGCUCAGCAAGGUGCCACCCACCAUCAAGUGGUUCCGGCGGAUCAACAAACGGCUCGGCGAGCACAACUUCAAUCAGAACAAAUCGAUCCGCUAUCUAGAGAACUUCUACGAGCUGCUCCCGUCGGCCGGUGAAAAGCUGCUGGCCAACGACGUUUACCUCAGCAAGCUGAUCCUCUACAAUGCGUCCGAACGCGACAUCGGCAUCUACGUGUGCGUCGGCAUCAAUUACGUUGGCGUCAGUAUGGCCGACGCGUACGUCAAUCUGCUGCACCCGAACGGAGCCCCGGUGGAGCAGUCGGCCGGUGGCUACGUGGGGCUGAUGGUGCUUUUCCUCAUACCGAUUGGCCUGGCCGUGCUGCCCCUGCUUGCCUGGGCAGCGCUCAACGUUCUACGCACGAAGCACAACUCGGAGCACAAAGCACUUGCCAAUGUGUCCGUUUAUGAACCGAACGGCGUGGUGCGGCUGAAACGUUCCACCACGGCCACCGUUUCUGCCGGAAAUGGACAAGAGCAUGUUUAUGAAAAGAUUACCAUAAGGUAGUUGGAUAGCAAGUGCAAUCACGUGCAAAUUUUAACAUGUAAUGUCUCGAUGAUGACCAAGUGCCAGAGUUUUGAAUAGUACUUAACGAAUCUUUGUAAAUGUAUGUAAAUAAACU